CAGCACUCCGAGGGGAAGCUCCGCCAGUCGGGGAUGAGCCAGGCGGCUGAAGCCAAACUGCAGGUCUCCUCUGGGAGCCUCUGGAUUUGCUCUGGGAGCCACUCCGAGACUGAGGUGAUGGUCCUCGACGCCACGCGGGCGAACCACGUGCUGGAUCACUUCACCAUCGCCAACUGCCGGAUCCUCUGCAUUGCCAGCGUGCCAGCUCACCCCGGCGCACAAGAGGAGAGGGAACCGAGCUGGCGCCAGGCAGCGGCCUCCAGAGACCCAGCCUCCCAUGGGCACACCAGCGCGGAGCCGACAGUAUGGCUGGGAUCCCAGAGCGGCAGGUUGUUUCUCCACCUGACCGACUGCUGUCGAAGACGGUGUCUGCACCUAGUCCAACUGGCCGAGUGUGUCCACAGCAUCGUGUACACCGGAGGAUUUGUGGUGGUAACUCUGGGGAACGGAAUGUUAGAAAUCUUCCACAGGAACCCAGACGGGACUUGGGACCUGACGGGUCAUCGCUCUCUCGACCUGGGGCCCCCCCGGCAUUCAGUGCGCUGUGUGGUCUCUGUCUCCGACGGGGUCUGGUGUGGAUACAGGAACCGGGUCUACAUCAUCAACCUGAAACACCUCAAAAUCCAGAAAUGGUUCGAGGUGACUCCCCACCCGGAGAGACAGGUCCGACACCUGGCCGGUCAGGAUGAGGGGGUCUGGGUGUCGGUCAGGUUGGAGUCGGUGCUACGCCUGUUCCACACUCACUCAGCACAGCUGCUGCAGGAGGUCAAUAUCCAGCCUUUUGUCACUAACAUGUUUGGUUCGCGGCCCCCUGGUCUCUCCCUACUCCAGGUGACGGCCCUGUCCGUGAUCUGCGAGCGGCUGUGGAUCGGGACAGGGACCGGGUUCAUCGUCUCGGCGCCCCUUUCGGCCGAGCUGGCGGCCGGUUCGAUUCCGAAAAUCAGCAACGGCGCUCCUGCUGGCCAGGAGGACCCACUGCAGGGGGUAGCGGUGCCCUCCACCAUCCCAUACUGCGCCAUGUCCUUGGCCCAGAUCUGUUUCCAUGGACAUCGAGAUGCUGUGAGAUUCUUUGUGUCAGUUUCAGUCAGUGGCCCAGCCAGUCAGAGAGUUGGAGUAGCAGCUGACAGAGCCUCACCUCCUCCGAGUGAAGAGGAGACGACAGUCUUGGUUGUAAGCGGAGGUGAGGGUUACAUCAACUUUCGGAUCGGCGAGGCCGGUGAGACUUACCGCGGGACCCCAGCAAUGCUGAAAUCCGAACGCAGCCACCUGGUCGUCUCGAGGGUGAGAACCUGAACCCAGCCUCCCGGGAUCGUGCUGCACCCACCCGCCGGCACUGACGCACCUCCCUCGGUGUCUGUGGCAAGCCGUCGGGGGCCCUGUACCCCACAGCCUGCCACCCUCAGGAUCAAAUCGACCCUUCUCUCCCCCACCCCCGACUCUCCCCGAGGAAGCCGUUGCAAACUCCGACCUCGCGAGUGACGGCAGAGCUGGUGGAGUGGAGGGGGCGAUGCACGCUACAGUCGAACAGCUGCUCCCUCCCUCCCUUCACAAGUCAAGGUGUCUCUUCAGGAGCACGGGGGUCCAAUCGAUGAUGAUGCUGCUGCUCGUCCCUUCUGUCUCGGAGAGAGAGAGAGAGAGUGAUGAUUAUUUUUUUUUUAAAAAUCUGACCUGAUCUAUUUUCUCAAUAAAUCGAAUCGAGUGAUUUGCGAUCUUGUGAAA
Carcharodon carcharias (great white shark) is the source of this 1719-nucleotide messenger RNA. Its product is annotated as C-Jun-amino-terminal kinase-interacting protein 4-like. Gene Ontology annotation, cellular component: cytoplasm. Gene Ontology annotation, biological process: vesicle-mediated transport. Gene Ontology annotation, molecular function: signaling receptor complex adaptor activity; JUN kinase binding; kinesin binding. The transcript is spliced from 11 exons. Bases 34 to 1293 code for a protein of 419 amino acids. The record is from RefSeq and is a predicted model, not a curated record. NCBI's taxonomy places the organism in Eukaryota, Metazoa, Chordata, Chondrichthyes, Lamniformes, Lamnidae.